Molecule: messenger RNA, 177 nt
Organism: Colletotrichum tamarilloi
Lineage: Eukaryota; Fungi; Ascomycota; Sordariomycetes; Glomerellales; Glomerellaceae
Exons: 1
Coding region: 1-177 (58 amino acids)
Source: RefSeq, a predicted model, not a curated record
AUGGCCCGGGAAAUGCGGGUCUGCAGCUUCAGGAAAGAGCUAGGAGGGGCGAGCUACAGGGCGGGGUACCCCUCUUUCGCACCUGCCUCCCCCCCAGCUCAGCUUCGUCACACCUCACCUCACCAGCAGACGGCAAGAGCAACAGGCCACAAGGGCGGGUGUCUCCUGCUCUCUUGA